Messenger RNA from Sphaerulina musiva SO2202, 2358 nucleotides. Its product is annotated as FAD/NAD(P)-binding domain-containing protein. The record is from RefSeq and is a predicted model, not a curated record. The transcript has 8 exons. Gene Ontology annotation, molecular function: flavin adenine dinucleotide binding; oxidoreductase activity, acting on CH-OH group of donors. Bases 1 to 2358 code for a protein of 785 amino acids. Lineage: Eukaryota; Fungi; Ascomycota; Dothideomycetes; Mycosphaerellales; Mycosphaerellaceae.
AUGCAUUUGCAAGCAAGCAAGCAAGCAAGCAUUCAAAAUCGAGAAACAUUUUCCGACUCCAUGAUUAUUAUGUAUAUCCCCCAACAACCAAUCCGCUCCAUUCAAGCACAAAGGCCCACAAAGCCUUACAGGGCCAGCCAUGCAGUUCAAAAGGUCAUCCCAUCAACGAGCAUGAUGCCUGUAAAUUCUCCCACUCAAAAACAGUACAGGCUGUACAGUGCAUCACUGCAUCUGACCAAUCAUGCAAUGCAGUGGGAUGGUCCUCAAGAAACGGGAAUCUACGACUACAUCGUCGUAGGUUCGGGAGCUGGGGGCGCGCCGUUGGCAUCUCGACUUGCUCGUGCUGGUCAUUCGGUGUUGCUCAUCGAAGCCGGAGAUGAUGAGGGCGAAUCGCUGGAAGUUAAAGUACCUGUCCUUCAUCUCCUAUCGGCAGAAAAGCCGGAGAUGCGUUGGGAUUAUUUUGUGCGCCACUACGAGGACCCUGUUCAGCAAGCCCGCGAUAAGAAGAUGAGUUACUCAUGCCCAGACGGCUCCAUCUAUACCGGACUCUAUCCUGCCUCUGGAUGCCAGCCAUUGGGUGUGUUGUACCCACGAUCUGGUACGAUGGGUGGCUGCACUCAGCACAACUCCGAGAUUUCCGUAUACCCAUGGGAAACCGAUUGGGAGUAUCUUGAAGAGCUCACGGGCAACUGGACUUGGAGUGCGGACAGUAUGCGCUCAUAUUUCGUCCGUCUUGAGCGCAAUCGCUACUUGCCCAGCAGUGUCGUUGGCCAUGGGUACCAGGGAUGGCUCGAUUUGACGCUCACCCCUCUCACUCUCGUCGCGGAAGAUCCCAAGAUCACAUCGCUCGUGCUAGCUGCGGCCGCUGCAAUGGGCAAAGGACUCCUCGGAAGCCUGUUGAAUACAGUCAAAGGCUUGGCUCAUGUCCUCGCUACAGACCUCAAUGCACCCGGGAAAUCUCGUGACGAAGAUGCGAACCUUUGGCAGGUGCCAAUCGCGGUCGACCCUACAGACUCAACUCGAGCUGGACCAAGAAAGUUCAUAUACGAUACCAUCAACAACGGCUACCCUCUGCAUUUCCAACCGAACACGUUCGUGACGAAGAUUCUGUUUGAUCAAACCGGAUAUAGGCCCAGAGCGUACGGAGUGCAAUACGAAUGUGGCCAGUACCUCUACUCCGCAAGUCCACUCUCGCCAGGAUAUUUAGCUGGAGGCAGUCGAGGCCAGCCAGGUUACGCAUAUGCCAGAAGAGAAGUCAUCAUCUCUGCUGGCGCAUUCGAGUCGCCAAAACUCCUCAUGCUCAGUGGGAUUGGCGACUGCAACCAACUCGCAAGCUUUGGGAUACCAUGUCUCGUGAACCUUCCAGGUGUUGGCGGCAACAUGCAGGACCGUUACGAGGUCAGCGUCUCCGGCAAAUCCCCCAGCCCCUUUCCCCUCACCCAAGAGUGCAAAUGGACCUUCUCAUCGCCAGAUCCUUGCCUCGAGACCUAUCUGAGUAACACGGAUCCUGUCGACAGAGGUGUAUACGGCAGCAAUGGGCUCGCAGUUGCUAUCACGCUCAAGUCUUCCACGGGCGAGGGUCCUAACCCGGAUGUAUACAUCUCCGGAGCACCUGCCAAGUUUACGGGUUACUUUCCGGGUUUCGCAGAAGAUACGCUAGCAGACAACAACCAUUGGGUCUGGCUGAUUCUGAAGGCUCGGUCUCGCAAUAAUGCAGGCUACGUACGACUCCGCUCGACGAAUCCAUUCGAAAUGCCAGAGAUCCAGUUCAACUCAUUCGCGGUUGGCGGCGACGAGGAUAUCAAAGCCAUCAGUGAGGCCGUGGACUUUGCUCGGCGGGCGUUUGCACAUCACAAUGAGCUCGGUAUCGACGGCGCUUUCGCAGAAGACAUCCCAGGCCCCCAAUUGCAAGGACCAGCUCUUGACCAGUGGAUCAAGGACAUAGCCUGGGGACACCACGCUACCGGCACUUGUGCUAUUGGGCGGCCGGACGAUCCCUAUGCGGUCCUGGACGGCGACUUUCAAGUCUAUGGCGUGGAUGGACUGCGGGUCGUGGAUUUGUCCGUCUUUCCCAAGAUCCCGGGUUACUUCGUCGCAUUACCCGUCUACACCAUCAGCGAGAAGGCCGCAGAUGUCAUUCUUGGCUUUGGACCUGAUCCCAAUGCGCACUUUCCUGAUGCUGGAGGUCUGUUCGGCACACUGGGUUACGGUUUGGCGGGGGGACUCACCCAAGGAGUGCAAGAUCCGGAAGGUCUUCUGGGCUCUUUUGGGGGCUAUUUGGGCGGCUUUGGACUAUUCGAUAACAAACAGCCCAUUCAUAAGCGCGAGCAGGCGGUCCGAGGUCCGUCAGAAGCGUAG